This is a messenger RNA of Rana temporaria (common frog), 1210 nucleotides long. RefSeq names its product pulmonary surfactant-associated protein A-like. NCBI's taxonomy places the organism in Eukaryota, Metazoa, Chordata, Amphibia, Anura, Ranidae. The record is from RefSeq and is a predicted model, not a curated record. The transcript has 5 exons. Gene Ontology annotation, cellular component: multivesicular body; rough endoplasmic reticulum. Bases 121 to 888 code for a protein of 255 amino acids.
AAGAAGUGACUGAUAAGGCAGCAAUAAAAGGUUAACUUGUCCAUGAUGAGGUUCUCAUACGGUAGAUAAAGGUAUCAUCUUUAAAGCCAAGGCAUUGCUCAUCUUAUACAGGUUUCCCAAAUGGCAUACCUCAGGGAGUUAUUCUGCCUAUUUGCUGCAGUUACUUUUGCAGUAUGCCAAGCUCAAUCUUCAGAUAAGUGUGCGGGAGCUCCCGGAAUUCCCGGUACCCCAGGACAGAACGGUCUUCCAGGAAGGGAUGGAAGAGACGGCAUGAGGGGAGAAGCGGGUAUACCUGGGCCGAUGGGUGCUCCAGGAGGACAGCAAGGACCACCAGGAAGAGAUGGUCUUCCAGGCCCAUUGGGACCACCUGGUUUACAAGGAAUAAAAGGAGAAAGUGGAGAAAUUGGAUUUCCAGGAACUCCUGCAUCACUAGAUCCAGAAGUACUUUUUCAGUUAGAAAAUAUAAACAAUCGCAUCGCCAAACUGGAAGGAGUUCUCCUCCUGCAAGGAAAAAUACAACAAGUGAAUCAUAAAAUACUAGCUACCAAUGGUAAUGAGGUCGAUUUUGAAACUUCCAAAACCACCUGUAAGGAUGUCGGUGGAUGCAUUGCUACUCCGAUGGAUGAAGCUGAAAACAAUGCAUUAUUAAAAAUCCUCAAGGAAUUUAACAGAUACACAUAUCUGGGAAUACUGGAGGGGCCAACUGCUGGAGAAUUCCAUUAUUUGGAUGAAAACCCUUAUUUGGGUGGGAAUCAUUUAAACUACACCCACUGGAGAAAAAGUGAACCAAGUGGGAAAGGAAAGGAAAAUUGUGUUGAAAUGUACACAGAUGGAACAUGGAAUGACAAGGCAUGCAACCAGAAGAGGCUCACAGUUUGUGAGUUUUAAAUCUUCAUGAUCAUAAUGUUCACACUUAAAGAGCCACUCCAUUUUCAUAUAUAUAUCGGGGCUCAAAAUUUCACGUCCUGCGCUACUAGCCAGGCCUUAAUGGUUACUUGCCACCAGUUGACCCAACCAAUCCCUACCCUGCACCACCCCUAAUUCUGCCCCUAAACACGCCCUCAAAUUAUCUCAUAAAAUGACACCUACAUGUUUUAUGCCAAAUUAAGUUACAAACUUUAUCAGUGCAGCCACACCUGUGCCCACCAUUGCAGCCUCUACCCACUGUGCCCACCAUUGUAGCCUCUGCUCACCUGUGCAGAGGAUAGCC